AUGUUCAGUGGCAGAGCAGACGCCUGGCCAGCUUUGAAAUCGAGCAGGACAUGUUGUUUCUCCCCCGCACUGGUGUACUUUACACUGGAGAAAUUUAACGGAUUAACGCCGCGCGGCCAUCUAGAGACCGUGGUCAUCGCCGAUCUGACGAGGCUCUCACCCAUCGAGAUCGCCCCGACGCGAACGUUGACUAAGAGAGCUCUGGCGUCCGGUCAGAUGACGGCGGGCUCUGCGGGGAUUUCCGGGGCUGCGGAAUCGACUGCGGCCUUGCACGCUCAUUUCUAUUCUAAGCAAGAAUCAGCCGGCCUAGGGCUGACGCCAGCGCCCACAAAAGGCAAACGUCUUUCAGCUGGAGCCUGGAGGCGACAGCUUCAAGUCCGGAUCGGUGCUGCAGCCAAGGACGCCACAAACUAUUGGCCAUCCAAGGCCUCGAGGCUAUGCACCCAGGUCUACGGAGUUCUCAACGCCAUGCUGCUGCCGGACCCAAUAGCUUAUCCGGUUCUUUGUUGGAUUAUUGCCCGUACAGUCUGCAUUCGCAAAUUCUCUCAUCAAAAACUCUCUUCGAGGUACACAAAUACGGCGCGUGACGGCCUAACUAUGGAGAAACCAGCCCAACCCAUAGACAAGAUGUAUUCCCAGAAACGGCACAGCGGAACAUCCCGCUGUCAAGCCUUGCGGUUACAACCCUGCGAUUGCUGCCAGAGGCACUAG
This is a messenger RNA of Rasamsonia emersonii CBS 393.64, 711 nucleotides long. RefSeq lists its product as uncharacterized. The coding region runs from base 1 to 711 and encodes 236 amino acids. NCBI's taxonomy places the organism in Eukaryota, Fungi, Ascomycota, Eurotiomycetes, Eurotiales, Trichocomaceae. The record is from RefSeq and is a predicted model, not a curated record. The transcript is spliced from 2 exons.